CUGGGCGUCAGUUGGCAGUUUGGGAAAGCCUACACACCUAUUCUUUCGAUAGAUACACUUAUUUUGCAAUCGUAGAAGAUACCACAAAUCUCUCUGCCGUAAAUUAACAGUAUGUCCAAGCGGGUGAGCAUCCUGUUGCCCGACGAAAUGCCUGCGGCUCCGUCACGCAGCAGGAGGAACCCGAUGCCCAGCCGCACGCUCAAAAGUUCCAUCAAAAGCGGACCAAGCGCUCGGACGCAACUCGCAGCGCCAGUGUUCGUGGUUGUCAACCCGGAGAGCAGCCAAAGCUCGCUUACCUCGGGUCAGCGGAACAACACCAGCACGGCCAGCAACAGUUCCGUAAACCAACGAAAUAAGGAGGACUCCGCGGAGAGGUUGUCAGUGAGCGAGGAUACGGCAGCCGUGGACAGCAGCGCCUUGCUUCAAAGUGGAUCCUCAAACUCUCGUGAUACAGUUGACUUCGAUUCGACCUCCACCUCGAUCAGGAUGUUCCUUAAGAACACAGUGGCCCUGGUCAGGGCAGGAGAGUCCUUCACAUCUGUAAAACAUCUCUUUCACAAGUUCAUCAAACGCAGCGGCUCUGUGUCCAAUUCCAAGCCUUCGCUGACAUCCUCCUGCUCCCAGGCGGUAGGCGAGGAGAAUCCCUACAUGAGCAAGUCCAAUGACACGCUUCAGACGGACUCGCCCAUCCGCACUACUGUGCCCAGCACCUCCCAGAUGACGCCCGCCUCACACUUCUCCAACCACUCAUUCAAUAACACGAACUACGACCUUUCCAACCUCCUCUCUGACAUCACCCCCCUGACUGGCUACACGCCAGUGGGUCUCACUGAGGAGGCUGACUACCGAACAGACACUUCCGCAAACGCCGCGUUGAACAGUGUGACUUGCAAUUUGGCAAGCUCGUCGGGGAAUCCUUUGGGAAGCGGAUUCGACAACAGUCGCUCGAAGAUUUCUACCGAUCAGGAGAAGAUAGCGGACACACAAGGACGCCCCGCCUCGAGAAAUCGCUCCAGCAGCAAAUCUUUCCGCCACAAACUUAAGACAUCGCGCUCUAGUUCACCCAGAAAGUCGCCCAAGAUGUCACCUCGAAUCAAGCAGUCAGCACCUGCAAUGGGGCCCAUAUUUACAAUGGUUAGUUCAUCUGGGCCUAACUCUGCUGAGGGAUCGCGGCGCUCGAGCCGAUCGAGUCUGAGACGGAAGCAAAGUCCGUUACCCAAGGUGACUGCCAAAAUCUCGGCCACCUCUAAUUCAAGAGCGGACUUGGCUAAAGCGACCAAGUCCGGGAAAGAAACCUCCCCCCGAUCAAACCGAUCAAGAAGGAGCUUCCGCCGGAGUUCACCCAGACGCCGAAGUCGAGGUUCUCGGGCGAACGCCUUAGAGAGCCCCCUCCAAAAGAGCGAGGACACCACCGCCAAUGUAGAGUACGCCUUCGCUCUGGUCAGCCCUGAGGAGGCGGGGAACAGCCAGCCUGAAGAAAGUAGUGCCGGUGUCGAGGAUGCCUCCUCCAGGUGCCAGACAUACCAGAAGAAUUGCAACUGCCACCAUUGCCAGGACAUGCGUCGGGCGGUCAAGAGGGCUGACUUUUUCAAAUCCCCCGAGGGACAGAAGCGGCUAGAGGCGAAGCUACUGGCCAAGAACUUCUUCAUGGACCUCUGCGUAGCGUCGGAAGUGCGCCGACAGGUUCAGUCCGAACUGCACGGGACCCGCCGUCCUCCAUCAGCGCGCCUCAGUUACCCGGUGAGCAUCUGUGGAGCGUGCAGGCUGAGCGGAGGCUCCCUCUCGUUGCAAUGGAUCACCCAUGACCUGGACAGCGUGGACCACUUCGACGUUUUUGUGGACAACGUGCCGAACCGUAGUGUCUACAACCGGCAGGCCACCUCCACCGUGCUCGUCGACGUGAACACCACCGAGACGCACACGCUGCGCCUGCGAGCGGUGCCGGAGCGUGGGAGCCGUGGUCAGGACUCCUCGGUGGACAAAUUCAUGUCGGAGGUGGCGGCCGGGCAUAUGCGCCACGUCAGGCAGGGCCAGCUCUUCGCCACGUGCUUCGCGCACCUGGACGCCCGGCCGCAACAGCGUUCGCUGGUGGACUUCUGGACGGACAGCGAGUUCUUGUACAUGCCCACCCGCGACACUCUUGCGCCUUCAAAGGCUCGCUGACUGGCGAAAAUAAACUGAUUUAUGAGCAGCAUUCCGUGUUGGGAGUGGAUGUGCGGCAGGAACAGCUGCGUGGGCGAAAAUUGAUUAGGCUAAUUCAGAAGUGAUGACCAAUCGGCGCACUAAACUCUCAGUGCAAAAGCAGUGGCCCGGCUCCCACCUGCACCACGUUUUGCGAGGUAUUCAAAAGGAACCGUGGGCCUGGUGCGGCCAUCAGUCAACGAGCAACAGCUUCAGCUGUCGGCGUAUUUAAAAAUUUGUUGGAAUCUGGACACUCUGCCAUGGGCCCUAAGCAUCCUGCGUGUCUUUAUCAGUGGCUUGCAGGCAGAAUGGCUUGGACUUGGACGUGGGGUACUGACUGGUACUGACGUAGGCAUUUCGCGCUGAUCUGUCAGAGAUUUCGGGCCGCAAAGUGGCAUGAUUAAUUAUUUGGCAAAUAUUUGGAUUCCGCGCUCUCUGCUCGGCUGGCACCACCAUGGAAAUGGGGAAAACCAAAAAUAUGCGGACUGGCACUUUCAUUGAGGGAAGAACGGGCGAGAAACCCAAACCGUUCAGUAUUUUAAUUAAUUUUCACUUUCGUCGGACUAGUGAGCAUUCCAUCGACAAUGUGAUGGACAGCUGUGCCAGCAGUGCCAGCAGUGCCAUCAGUGCUCCCUCGAGAACCAGAAUCCCCUGGCCACGAUUCACUGGGCGCGUUCUGAUUGAAGCGUUUGGCUUUUACUUUGUUUUGGUUUCCCUUGGCGCGUGAUUGGUUUCGAAAUAAACAGGGGCCUACUUUUAUUA
Messenger RNA from Drosophila mauritiana, 2943 nucleotides. RefSeq lists its product as uncharacterized. NCBI's taxonomy places the organism in Eukaryota, Metazoa, Arthropoda, Insecta, Diptera, Drosophilidae. The coding region runs from base 112 to 2163 and encodes 683 amino acids. The record is from RefSeq and is a predicted model, not a curated record. The transcript has a single exon.